AUGGAUGUCCGUCCUCAUUCCAUAUUCCGCGAACGCUACGAUGGUCGCCCUCGGGUCAGAGCGAUGCGGUGGAUCUGCGGGACAUGGAUCUAUGGGAUAUUCUCAACAGCAUCAUCGGCAAGCCGCAGGAGUUCCAGCCGCAGGAGGAGCACCACUUCCCUCAGCCUUGUUUCUUACCUCCCAACAUCUUCCCCGCUGAUCCUUUUACGGUGA
This is a messenger RNA of Nezara viridula (southern green stink bug), 213 nucleotides long. NCBI's taxonomy places the organism in Eukaryota, Metazoa, Arthropoda, Insecta, Hemiptera, Pentatomidae. The record is from the annotation of a GenBank genome assembly.